AUGCUGGCCAAGUUUUUCACUCUUUCUUUGGCCUGUGCCGCCUUUGCAUCAGCACAGAGUGCGUCGCUUGCUGUUUCCCCGGCCGUCGAAACACUCGCUGCGACUGUCACGCCUGCAAACCUUCCUCUUUUUGAUAGCGAGACGAUCCAGUUAACAGACAAUGUUGUGGCUGCACUUCAACAGAAUCCCGAUUUCGCAGACUAUGCCUCACUUGUUGAGUUUGAGGAUAGCGUAAACUCAACGCUCUCGAUGCGGACGCGUCGUGCUCGCAGAGCGCUUCGUUGCAAGACGAUGCCUGGAGAUGACUCGUAUCCGAACAAGGCGGAAUGGGAUGUCUUUGACAAAUUGCUCGGCGGUGCUCUGGAGAAGAUCGUUCCCAUCGCUUCGCCUUGUUAUAAGGAUUCUGAGUAUGAUAAUUACGACGCUGCCAAGUGCGCGACUCUGGUCAAAAACUUCGAUGCAGAGGAAUUGUACUACAACGAUAACGGAGCCUUGAUGAACCCUCUGUAUUACGGGAUGACAUGUCCACUUCCUGCAUCAGGCGACUUCGCGAACGGUACUUGCACCCAGGGCGGCUACUCAGAGUAUGCUGUAAAAGUCAGCAAUGUGGCACAAAUCCAGUUGGCUGUGAACCUCGCGCGCAACCUCAACCUUCGCCUGGUCAUUAGAAACACUGGUCACGACUACAAUGGUCGCUCGGUUGGAAAAGGUGCGCUUAGCAUCUGGACUCAUGGCUUGAAGGAAAUCAAGUAUGUUGAAGACUACGAGAGCCCCACGUACAAAGGUCCUGUCUUCAAAGUUGGAGCUGCUGUUCAGGGCUUUGAGCUAUACGAGGCUGCCGACAAGUAUGGUGUCUCUGCCGUUGCUGGUAUCUGCCCCACGGUCGGCGUGUUUGGCGGGUACUCCACAGGCGGUGGUCAUUCGCCUCUCAUGCAACUGUUCGGUGUCGGCUCGGAUCAGAUCAUUGCUCUUGAAGUCGUCCUUGCCAGUGGCCGCUUCGUUACCGUUACUCCAGAGGUCAACGGCGACCUGUAUUGGGCUAUGCUCGGCGGCGGUGGCGGUACCUUUGGGGUCAUUACUUCGGCUGUCGUCAAAGUCCAUCGCAAAGUUCCGGUGACCACCUCUUCCUGGACCAUAAUGACGUCCGAGAACGUUACUGCCGAGAAAUUCUGGGAGGCUUUCAGGUUCUUCUUCGACAACAUUCCCGUUUACAACAGGGCUAAGACGUACUCCUAUUUUUCGGUUAUGAAGCUCGCGCCGGGUACCUAUAUGUGGUCUAUGGGUCCGUUCUUCGCCACUGAUAAGACAGUCGAGGAGUAUAAGGCUUUGAUCAACCCGUUUUACGAGAAGUGCGCUGCCCUCGGUAUUGAGCUGAACGCCAAUACGACUCACUAUGACAGCUUCUACCCGGCGUAUCAGGCCACGUUCGGCACGUUCAAUUAUUACAUUGGUGGUGCCACAGGUAUUCCGGCUAAUCGUUUGGUCACAUCAGACAAUUGGAAGACGUCCGAGAUCCGUGACCAGACCUUCGCCGCCGUCCAGAACGCUGUCGAAAAUGCCAUGAUGAUCAACAUGUACCACCAGCGCCCCGCCGAUCAAGAAAACAGGGAUAUCAACUCCGUCAAUCCUGCAUUCCGAGAUGAAGAGAGCCAGAUGGUCAUCAUCAAUUCGGUCGCUGAAGAAACCGCUGCGGGAUGGCAGGCUGCCGUCGAAAAGCUCACAACUCAGGUCAUGGCUCCUCUUCGUGAGGUGUCGCCCACUGGCGGCGCGUAUGGAAAUGAGGCCGACAUCGCCGAGCCCAAAUGGCAGCAAUCUUUCUGGGGCUCGAAUUACCCUAGGCUUCAGCAGAUCAAGAAGACGUAUGAUCCUGACAUGCUCUUCUACGUGCACCACGGGGUAGGCACUGAGGGCUGGACGAUCGAUGAUGAUGGUAUCAUCGGCGCCGGUGUCCAAUCGACGGACGGUCCGUUGUGUCGCGUAUAGUCAGGCUAUAGCACUGCUCGCCGAUCCUGUAGAUAGUCCAAUGCGAUAGCGAUAGCAUCAAUGGGAGUGUCCUUGAUGCGACGUUCCAGGCGCUGACUGAGUACGCGUCACCCAUGCCGCACGGCGCCUACGACGACGCCCUCGACUCAUCUGAUGGUGAGCUUCCCGUGUGCCAAGGACUUGAUGCGACGAAAGAAAAACGUUGUUUCGAGAUUUCGGCAGUUGUCAUCUGCUUGGGCAGACGCGGAGACUUUUGACAGCCGGACUCUGUGGUCAAGAGGGUCCAUCAUGGCUCUGAGGAGAAGCCGUCGACAAGAUUCUAUAAUUCUCCGUGCUUCACAAUGCGAUGUGACAAGAUAGCGGAAAAUGCACCGCGGAUUCCGCUCUUUUACGUGCCCGAAGGAUU
Molecule: messenger RNA, 2389 nt
Organism: Alternaria rosae
Lineage: Eukaryota; Fungi; Ascomycota; Dothideomycetes; Pleosporales; Pleosporaceae
Exons: 2
Coding region: 1-1983 (660 amino acids)
Molecular function (GO): FAD binding; oxidoreductase activity
Source: RefSeq, a predicted model, not a curated record